AUGCCCAACCACCUAAAUACCCAACCACCGAAACACCCAACCACCGAAACACCCAACCACCGAAACACCCAACCACCGAAACACCCAACCACCGAAACACCCAACCACCGAAAUACCCAACCACCGAAAUGCCCAACCACCGAAAUACCCAACCACCGAAAUACCCAACAAGCAAAAUACCCAACCACCGAAAUGCCCAACCACCGAAAUACCCAACCACCGAAACACCCAACAAGCAAAAUACCCAACCACCGAAAUGCCCAACCACCGAAAUACCCAACCGCCGAAACACCCAACCACCGAAAUACCCAACAAGCAAAAUACCCAACCACCGAAAUGCCCAACCACCGAAAUACCCAACCACCGAAACACCCAACCACCGAAAUACCCAACAAGCAAAAUACCCAACCACCGAAAUGCCCAACCGCCGAAACACCCAACCACCGAAAUACCCAACAAGCAAAAUACCCAACCACCGAAAUGCCCAACUGCCGAAACACCCAACCACCGAAAUACCCAACAAGCAAAAUACCCAACCACCAAAAUGCCCAACCGCCGAAACACCCAACCACCGAAAUACCCAACAAGCAAAAUACCCAACCACCGAAAUACCCAACCACCGAAAUACCCAACAAGCAAAAUACCCAACCACCGAAAUACCCAACCACUGAAACACCCAACCACCGAAAUACCCAACAAGCAAAAUACCCAACCACCGAAAUACCCAACCACUGA
Messenger RNA from Penaeus indicus, 735 nucleotides. RefSeq lists its product as uncharacterized. Bases 1 to 735 code for a protein of 244 amino acids. The transcript has a single exon. The record is from RefSeq and is a predicted model, not a curated record. NCBI's taxonomy places the organism in Eukaryota, Metazoa, Arthropoda, Malacostraca, Decapoda, Penaeidae.